Camellia sinensis is the source of this 474-nucleotide messenger RNA. RefSeq names its product putative LRR receptor-like serine/threonine-protein kinase At3g47570. Gene Ontology annotation, biological process: protein phosphorylation. NCBI's taxonomy places the organism in Eukaryota, Viridiplantae, Streptophyta, Magnoliopsida, Ericales, Theaceae. Gene Ontology annotation, molecular function: protein kinase activity; ATP binding. Gene Ontology annotation, cellular component: membrane. The record is from RefSeq and is a predicted model, not a curated record.
AUGCACUGUGAUAUGAAGCCAAGCAAUAUUCUUCUGAAUGAGGACAUGAUUGGUCAUGUAGGCGACUUUGGGUUAGCAAGAUUCUUGCAAGAAGCCAACUAUAACUUCAAUGUAAAGCAAGGAAGCUCAACAGGAGUUAGAGGAACUAUUGGAUACACUGCUCCAGAGUAUGGUAUGGGAAGCGAGGUGACAACAAAGGGAGAUGUGUAUAGUUAUGGCAUUCUCUUGUUAGAAAUGUUCACAGGGAAGAGACCCACUGAUGAUAUGUUGAAAGAUAGUCUGAACCUUCAUAACUUCGUUAAAAUGGCUUUGCCUUAUCCAGUGGUAGAAGUUGCAGAUCCAAUGCUUCUUUGGGAAGUAAGAAGAAAAAACUCUGGAUAUCAGAGUAAAAACCCAGGAGUUCUUGAUUUUGAUUUUGCAAAUUGGAGUUACUUGUUCUGCAGAGCUGCCGAAGGAAAGGAUGAACAUCAGUGA